AUGGAAUCAAUAAUGGCAAGGGCACUGGAAUACACUCUAAAAUACUGGCUUAAAUCUUUCUCCAGAGAUCAGUUUAAAUUACAAGGCCGCACUGUUCAGCUCUCUAAUUUAGAUAUAAGUGGCGAUGCUCUACAUGCUAGCCUUGGACUGCCUCCAGCUUUAACUGUUAGUAUGGCUAAAUCCGGCAAGUUAGAGAUUGUUCUACCUUAUUUGAGUAAUGUACAACUCGAGCCAAUUAUUGUGCAAAUUGAUAAGUUGGAUGUGGUGUUGGAGGAGAAUGAUGAGAGCACAAGCAGAAAUACACAAACGCCUUCUAGUUCAUCAAAAGGCAGUGGCUAUGGAUUUGCUGAGAAGAUAGCCGAUGGAAUGACAUUAAAUAUACAGACGGUUAAUCUGUUACUUGACAUUCAUGGCGGUGCUAGACAUCUUGAAGGAGCAACUUGGGCGUCACCAAUGGCAUCUAUUACUAUUCGCAAUCUUGUUCUGUAUACCACAAAUGAGAACUGGCAGGUGGUAAACCUUAAGGCGGCAAGGGACUUUUCAUCCAACAAGAAGUUCAUAUAUGUUUUCAGAAAGCUUGAAUGGGAGUAUAUGUGUAUCGAUCUUUUGCCCCAUCCUGAUAUUCUUGCAAAUGCUUCUGAGAGAGCUUCUAGCCCAAAAGAGGAUGAUGGUGCAAAACGGGCAUUCUUUGGUGGUGAACGAUGUAUUGAUGGAUUAUCUGGAGAGGCUUAUAUUACAAUACAACGGACAGAUCUUAAUAAGCCAUUAGGUCUGGAACUUCAGGUGCAUGUUACCGAAGCAAUCUGUCAGGCAUUGAGUGAACAAGGACUUCGAGCUCUUCUUCGCUUCUUCAGUGGAGUAUAUGUUUGUCUUAACAGGGAAGAUGUGAAUCCACAAGUUCAAGAGCAAUCCACAGAAGCUGCAGGACAGACACUAGUGUCCUUUAUGGUGGAUCAUAUAUUUCUUGGCAUUAAAGAUGCUGGGAUUCAGCUAGAACUUCUGAUGCAGUCACUUCACUUUUCUCGGGCAAGUGUUUCUGAUGGUGCAAGUACCAAAUACUUGACUCGUUUCAUUGUUGGUGGACUAAUUUUACGGGAUACAUUCUCUCGUCCACCAUGCCCACUACUACAACCGUCGAUGGAUGAUCUUGAAGAGGAACAUCCACAAAUUCCAGAUUUUGGAAAAAAUUUCUGUCCUCCUAUAUAUCCGCUAGGUGAGCAACAAUGGGGACUAAGCGACCGUGUUCCACUCAUGUCUCUUCAUUCUCUUAAAUUUAUGCCUUCCGUUGCCCCACCUUCGUUUUCUUCUCAAACUGUCAUCGACUGCAAGCCUCUUACGAUUCAUCUUCAAGAAGAGUCAUGUCUAAGAUUAUCAUCCUAUGUAGCUGAUGGAGUUGUGAUUAAUGCCAGUGAUAUAUCAUCAGAUAUACCCAUCAGCUCCCUUCAGUUCAGUAUGAAAAAGUUAGAUAUUACUUUUCCAUUGGAGACUAGGAAAGACAGCCCAUUCAGAGGGACAAGGCUUCAUAUUGAGAACUUGAACAUUUCUGAGUCACCUUCACUGAGGGUUGGGCUGCUUAAUCUUGACAUGGAUGCUGCAUGUUUCUGUAUGUGGGAAGGCCAACCUAUCGAUGCCAGCCAGAAAAAAUGGACAGCCAGUGCUUCUCUCCUUGGCUUAUCUCUAGACACUUCUAAUAACGAGAAUGAACCUAAUGGUUCACGGUCAGACCUAUGGAGGUGCAUCGAAAUUAAAGAUGUUAGUGUACAGGCAGCAAUGGUGACAUCAGAAGGAAGCCCGCUUAGAAUUAUUCCUCCACCUGGCGGAGUUGUUAGAGUUGGAGCUGUCUGUGAACAAUUUGUGUCCAACACUUCAGUUGAACAAUUAUUUUUUGUGUUAGAUCUCUAUGCGUACAUUGAUAACGUCAGUGAUAAGAUAGAAAUGGUUGGCAAAAAUAAACCAAUGAAUACGAUGCAGAAAGACUCUUCUGAAAAUAAAAGUUUUAGAGAAAAGGUUCCUGCUGAUACUGCUAUCAGCAUGGUAUUUAAGAACCUGAAACUAACGUUUCUCGAAUCUUCUUCUGUAGACAUUAUGGGAACACCUCUAGUUCAGUUCAUUGGAGAGGAUUUGUCAUUGCAAGUUACUCAUAGAACUUUGGGUGCAGCAAUGGCCAUUUCAUCAACUUUGCGAUGGGACAAAGUACAAGUAGACUGUGCAGCCAAUGUUGUUGCCCCAUCGGGCCCUGAGUUGAGAACUGUGUUUUGGGUUCAAAACAUGAAGAAUAUUCGAUCAAAUGGAAAUGUGGUCUUGAUCCCGUUCUUGAAUUUAAGCAUGGUGCAUGUAGUUCCAUAUGAUGCAACGGAUACAAAGUGUCAUAGUUUGCGUGUAUUGGCUUGUAUCGCUGGUGUACGUCUUGCAGGAGGAAUGAAUUAUAACGAAAGUUUGCUCCAGCGUUUCGGAAUUCUAGGGCUAGAUGGCAGGCCAGGGGCAAGACUCUCGAAAGGUUUAGAGCGUUUUUCAUCAGGAACCUUGUCAAUACUAUUCAAGGAGUCACCUCCAUUUGUUGAUGAGGUGAGGGAGAGUCAAAGUAAGCUCACUAUGCUAUAA
This is a messenger RNA of Erigeron canadensis, 2601 nucleotides long. RefSeq lists its product as uncharacterized. The record is from RefSeq and is a predicted model, not a curated record. The transcript is spliced from 16 exons. Bases 1 to 2601 code for a protein of 866 amino acids. NCBI's taxonomy places the organism in Eukaryota, Viridiplantae, Streptophyta, Magnoliopsida, Asterales, Asteraceae.